AGAAAGAUGGACCGGUUUCACAAACGGCCUAAAUGAUGAAAUGUUUUUCCUCUGGCACUCUGGACGGCUUCGUCUCGUUUCUUUGGCAGCCCCAAAGCUAUUGGGAGAGAUUCGUGGUGUGCCCAGCCUUGAUGUCCCAAUGCAGCCUCUCUCGCCCCCUUGUCCCUGGGCCAACUGUCUAAACUCCACAAGGCCAAGGAGUAACACUGUACAAGGAAGAGUUUGGAAAUAACCCCAGUCUAAAAAUAAAACCACAACAAGCCAACCCCCCCCCCCCCACUCAAGCUUGACGUUUCCUGGACUUUUGAGUGGCAUGAAACCACCCCGAUCAUGUUGAGGGACCGUGCCAGGAUUUGGGCAUCGGUCUAUAAAUGGAGAACACCUUCCCGAUGGAGAGCUGAAGAUCUUCACAAGCCCUUCCAGCUUGAAGGAGAAGGUGGUCUUGAAAAUCCCGCCAUGGAGAAUCAGAACGGAGAGCGAAUUCCCAUGCAGAGAUACUUCUCAGCUGUCCGUCACAUGGAGCAGACCGUGAUGUUCCCCAGCCUUCUCCAGGGGGUCUUGUUGGAAGACCAAGAGGAUCCAGCCGGAAUCGACUCCGAGAAGGAAUGUCCCAGGGACAGAGAUCUGUAUGACUACUUCACCCUUCUAAAAUCCAUCAAGUCCACAGCUGAAAGCGGUCUACCUCCUCUCAAUGAGAAGUGUCUCAGCUCCCGGGAAGAAGAAGAAGCUAGGGAGAAGACUGAUCUUGAAGGACUCUUUCGGUACCACAUUUCUGGCUUGUAUCACGUCCUCACCCAACUGACCACUCGAGCCAAUGCUGUGACUUCUAGGUACAAUGAAAUUCUGGGACAGAUCAAUCAGAAUGCAAUCACUUUUCGUUGGUAGAAGAGCCUCGAACAAAGAGAGAAGCUGGACUUUGUGGUGGAGGUGAUUGUACAGAUUCAGAGUCCUGUGCCUGGGGAGACAAUUUCGGAUGCAGCAUCCUUGACAAGAGAUUUAUCUAAUUGUUGUGGAACCUUAUACUUGAAUCAUUCCAGCACGGACGUCUGUGGUCAGAAGAAUUUUCUGUGCCUGGUACUGCUAAUAAUUGUAGGCUUUGUGUAUUAUUCCUAUUUUUUCGUAUUUUAAAUUGUUUGCUGGUUAAACGAAUAAAAGAGUUGAAU
Molecule: messenger RNA, 1163 nt
Organism: Notechis scutatus (mainland tiger snake)
Lineage: Eukaryota; Metazoa; Chordata; Lepidosauria; Squamata; Elapidae
Product: thyroid hormone-inducible hepatic protein
Biological process (GO): regulation of lipid biosynthetic process
Cellular component (GO): cytosol
Source: RefSeq, a predicted model, not a curated record